Anarrhichthys ocellatus (wolf-eel) is the source of this 2627-nucleotide messenger RNA. RefSeq lists its product as uncharacterized. Lineage: Eukaryota; Metazoa; Chordata; Actinopteri; Perciformes; Anarhichadidae. The record is from RefSeq and is a predicted model, not a curated record. The transcript has 4 exons. The coding region runs from base 1129 to 2340 and encodes 403 amino acids.
GCCUUCACUAGUUGCAUCCCAAGGUUAGCGGUGAAACCGGGUCUGUCCCGUCCAGAACCACCACUCUUCGAUACAGUUUUACUCGUGUUUUUAUGUGUAACAUCUCGGGCCUGCUGUGCAGAAACAAAACCCAGCAGCAGCCGUGCCUGGCAGCCAUGAUGAAUGUUAUAACUGUGGCAUUGUUGAUGCAAUUUGCAUCGUUACUUUGUAACGUUAUCUUUAAAAGCCAGCGGGGUUUUUUUUGUCAUAAAGUGACAAGUCAAAAAUGUCUCUGUUUAUGCAUGACAGGUGGAGAGAGAAAAGCUUGUCUUUGUGUUCUGGUUACGAAUGUUGUGAACUAACGUUACAUCUGUGACGAUACUGAUUGUUGGCACUAAAACUGACCUAACUCGCUUGCUCAGCUUUCUGUUAGUUUUAACUUUAACAGGUGCGAAUACUCAGACCUCUGUGCUUUGUUGUGAAGCCUUACGUAAUGCACUUAAAAGUAAAACUCAAUUUUAUUCUGCUUAUUUCCCACAGUUACAAAAUGUACUGAUCUAAAACGAAAUAUCAAAUACUGAGGUCAUUUAACUGAAAUCCCCUCAGAGCUUGCUUUUAAUUGUUUGAAAUUAAUAUAAAAAUGUGGACAGAUGUCCGAUUUUGAGGAGCUCUCCUUUGUUGUGUAGGACAUGUGUAACAAACUUCAGCUCUGGAGAGAUUAGUUGUAAUGAACCUGCUCAUGUCUGCCACAUGGCAUGUGUAGUGACAAUAAAGUAAAAUCACAACAUGUAAAACACAGAUUCCACCUUAACUAUCCAAAGUGAAGAGUUUGGCUCUCCCACAGACGAUUUAAAUGUGUAGGAGGUCAGUUCCGAAAGUAGAAAAACAACUUAAACUUUGGUGCUAACCACGAUUUUUCUUUUUUUCAGAUUGGAACGUGCUGUGGUGUUGCUCUGAGAGAUAAUAAGCUUCAUCUAUCUCUACAGCGAAAGCGACAUGCUCUAACACUUUGAAUGUUGUAGGAUUUUACCUUGACAGGGAGAAUCAGUUUACGGUAACCCUACAUGGGCCUCGGACGUAACCUGAUCUGAUAAUUACAGCCGGUGGAGCCUCCUCCCUCACACAGAAAGGUGACAGUUCAGUGACGACAUGGACCCGUCUACUAGGGUGGUGGGUGUGGAUGCCCAGGGGAACAUGGUUUUCACUGUGGUAAAACCAGUCAUGGGCAUCUACCAGGUGUCCUCAGAGCAAACCGGUAGCGUUGCACAAGGGGGCAUGGGGCUACAGGGUUUGUCCGAAAACACAUUGAUCCUCCCUCAAGUGCAAGACCAGGCUCUGCUGGACCAGAACCAGAUGGAAAUGCACACCAUGCAGCCUCAUAUUCAGAUGACCCAGAUGCAGAUUUCUGCCCCAGUCCAGACAGAGGUUGUGUCCCAGAUUCAGGACCCGCUACCGAACUCGAGCACCAAUCCAGAGUCCGUUACCCACAUGCCCUUUGCAGAGGUGUCGUCGCUCCUGGAUCCCAACAUGAAAGGAUCUAAGGCUCGGAAACAUCUCAUCUCGUACGAUGAAAUCAAACGGCGCCUGGAGGCCCCGGAGAAGAUGUCCCUGCGCUCCUUGGCGGCGUACACUCGGGUCAGCAGAGGCCCGGCCAGCAAGAAAACCCUUCUGGAGUCGCUCAACGUCAUCGGCCUCACACCAAGCACAACUACCUCUGUGUCCUCCUCCUUCUCCAAACUCACGGAAGGCGAUACCAGGGCUUUGUGUGACGACAUGAAGGACUUCGCCCAUGACUACAUCGACUACAGCAACAUGGCUAAGCAGCUGAUCCCAGAGACAAACCCAGUUCAACACUGGUCCAAAAUGAUUGAAACUAAGAACCACCUGGAGGAUGUGAGAAGAUGUUUCAAGGACCCGGUCAACAGCAGCGGGUUUGACAACGUCACUCACGGCCUGGGUUUGGGAAUGUUGGACGUUGCGCUGGACAUGAUCGUUAUGGUGGUUGAGCAGCAGAUUCGGGUGCUGUCUGGGGCAGCGGCGUCGGACCCGGCCGACUCCGGGCCGCCAAUGCGGGGCAUCCGCAGGCGCAUCCGCAGGCGCCACCGCAAAACCCGCUCGGCUGACAACGAGAACCCUCACAAGGUGUCUGGAGGGGUCAAAGAGCCGGGGAAGGCCCUCUCAAAAGGCAAAGGGCGAGGCCGAGCCAGGAAGAAGAUAAGGCAGGAAGCCGGAGCCGCUGUUCCGAUGGAAACCCAAGCAGAACAAUGCAAGUCGGAUGACGGGGAGAAUAACGUCCUAACCCUGGUUUCUGUUGGCUAUGAGACCGUUUCCAGUGAACUCAAUGCAGUUGGAACCGGUUGACGCCUGGUCACAUGACGGGUCCAAAGAACCAAUCGUAGUCCCAUUCAAAAGGGAUUCUCAGCGAUGGGGGGAAAAACAAACGGCACAAGUUGAGCUCCUGCGAGGGAGAUCACAGUUGUGACGAGCUCAGCAUCAAAGUAUAAUCUCAAAGUCCAACUGAAAGGAAUAGUUUGACAUUUUGGGAAAACACACUUUCUUUCUGGCCAAGAGUUAAAUGAGAAAGAUAGAUGCCACUCUCACGUCUGUACGGUAGAUAUGUAGCUGGUUAGCUUAGCAUAAAGACUGGU